AGUGGCGGCGGCGGCGAAGGGAGGACCCCGGUGAGCGGGACCUGGCGCCCCGUCGCCCAGACCUGUAUAGGCUUGGGCCCGCAUGGAGGGGAACGUGGAGUCUCAGACGCCUGACCUGCGAGACGUGGAGAGCAAGGUGGGCAGGAAGACCCCUGAAGGGCUGCUCCGCGGGCUGCGAGGCGAGUGGGAGCCGGGACCCUCUGACCCCUUGCUGCUCCCGGGGGAGCCCGGCGCGGGCCACGACUUGGGGGACAAGAUCAUGGCGCUGAGAAUGGACCUGGCCUACCUGCGGGCCAUCGAUGUGAAGAUCCUGCAACAGCUGGUGACCUUGAAUGAGGGCAUCGAGGCAGUGCGCUGGCUACUGGAGGAGCGGGGGACUUUGACCAGCCAUUGCAGCAGCCUCACCAGCAGCCAGUAUAGCCUGACAGGCGGAAGCCCAGGCCGCUCAAGGAGAGGCAGCUGGGACAGCCUGCCAGACACCAGCACCACUGACCGACUGGACAGCGUCUCUAUUGGCAGCUUCUUGGACACAGUGGCCCCCAGCGAGCUGGAUGAACAGGGCCCUCCUGGAGCUCCUCGUCCUGAGAUGGACUGGGAAAAGGUUCUGCCUGGUGGGGAGAGGGCCAGGACUGAGGUGGACCUGACAGCCACCAGGCUAGGGAGUUUGAGGGCUGUGUGGAUGCCCCCAGGGGAGGGCCUCCCAGGUGGACCCCCUGAGUCACCAGAGGAUGAGAAUGCCAAGCUGGGUUUUGAGGCCCAGUGGUACUGGGGACAGUGCCAGGAUGAUGUGACCUUCUUGUAGCGACUUCCCCACUCUUCCGUACUCCUGUGCCUCUUUUAUCCCUUGGCCCUGGUUUGUGUCAAAAUUCAUUCUCCCUCAUUCUGGGACUGGGCAGAAACUAUGCUGAAGUCGGUUACCAUGGAAACCUGGCUCAUCAUCCUUCUCUCUCGGGGGACUCUCUGCCUUUAUCCCUCAAUUAUCAGGUCCCUAGAGCUAUUUCCAUAGAGAUACUGACUCUAGAGGCUUGGCCUCUGGCUUCCGCCCCCAACCCAUUAAUUUACAAUUUAAGGAAUUUGGGUCCCCUAGGAGAUCACAGAUGCAAAGCGGAGGGUGUAGUUAUCUCACCGGAAGCCUAGGAGCUUUGGCCCCCUCUUGGCCAAGGUGGAGGUAGAGGUGCAACGUGGACAUUCAGGGCCCACUUUGCGGGGACUGGCCUUCCCAGAAGCCUUUGGGGCUGGUCUACCCCCGCUUCCUGUCUGCUGAGUGAUGUCAUUUCCUGCCAGGAUGGACUAGCCCUUCCUUUGCACCAGUCCUUGGAUGGUGCCCCUGCUGGGAGCCUGAGCCCCUGCUGCUAAGUGAGACGUGAAAUUUAUUGUUCAUACUGUUACUUCCUGUUAGUGGGGACACACCGUCUCUCCUGGCAGGAACGUUUCACCCUGGCGGAGGACAGGGUCCUACUCUUGAAACAGGUGUUGUCAUUUUAACCCAGGGGGUCUCAGCCUCUGUGCUGCAUCCUGCCUGGUGCCAGCACUCCUGUCCCUAUGCGCUGAGGGAGAGAAACUGUCAGGGGCCUCUGAAGUCUGGCCUGCAUAGCCGCGGUGCCCUGUCUUCCCCUGACCCUGGGCUGCCCCGGUUCUGUGUUCUGGCUCCAGAUCUGGCUGUUUGUUCAGCUUUGGUGUCUCUUCACCUUCUCAGUUUCCUCUUCAGGCUUUUUAUAUGCAGAUGAGCCCCAGCCUCUUCUCCCCAGUAGUUGAGGGGAGCCAGAAAAGGAGAAAGGCAGGUCCCAGAGCUGGACGGGUGUACAAGAAUCUCGGGCAGGGCCAGGAUGUCAUCUUCUCUGAGUCCGAUUGCCCUUCCCCCUUCCUGUCCCUGGCCUUCCACCAUUUGGUCACAAGGAUGUCUGCCUGAGGUUGGGACACAAGGAAUUGCCUUGUCUGGGUUACAAUGUGGGGGCGUGGCAGAGAAAGACAGAGGCUCUUUGGUCCCUGGGCCCCAUCCUGGGAGGGGGAAGGAACAAGCCUUGACUCCUGGUAGCUGAGUGAGGAGAGGGGGACUGGCUCUGGGCCAGGUUCCAGAGCCCUAGAGAAUGACACUGAAGAAGGAAUUCAGGAAAACUGUCAACCUGGCUGGUGCUCAGGGUGUGGUCAGCCCAGAGAGAGGGAGGACUAGGGGUAGCCCUUGUCAGAGAAUGGAUUCUUGGAGAUUAACCCUUGGAAUUUCAUGUAAUUGCCCCAUAUGUACAUCCCUAUCUUUCCCAGGCCCUGAAACUAGUUUACUGUGGAAAAAACGAAGGGAACAUGGCAUCAGAUAAUCCCUGGCUGUUCACUGUGCCCUCCUGAGUUGGAGGAUUCUUAUUCUUCAAAUCCUGGGAUGAGUCCUACUGUUUCCCUGCUUUUUGUUUUAUGUUGGGGAAGAGAAGGAAGUCAAGUUGGUCAUCUCUACUUCAUCUAAAUUCCUCAAGUCUUGUUUUGCAGUUCCCACUCGAAUCUCCUGGAACAAUCCACAUAGUUCUUCCCUAAAGACCCUCUCUCUUCUCAUCCUCUCCAAAUGAUUGAACUCUCCAAAAUAUGUUCUCAGCUUCUUAGUACUCCUGGGGCUCCUUGACCUCCCCUCAGACUGGGAAUCCGAGUACCUUAUUCCAGUCCCUAUUCUGUUGCCAUUUUGUGGUGCGCCUUUGGAGAAUUGUUCUUCCUCUAGGAAGCCAUCAGAUUCUUUUUUGAGGCUCUCUUGUUCUUGUAGCUACAAACUUCUGAGCCAAAGACAUUGCCCGCCCCCUCGUGGCCAUGAUGCACCAUCGCUGGAAUUGCAGAGAUUGCUGGGUGGAACCUUCAAACUCAUAAAAUCUGAGCCUUCCAGAAGAGGACCCCCUCCAUGCUCAGACUGGCUAGAGUCAGGCUUAGGGAGGGCAUACACUUGUCCAGCAUCACUGGCUGUAAACCACGGCAGUGCCCAGAUUAGAUAACCCAGAUUGGUUCUCUGCCCACAGUUCUUUUGCUUGGCCAGACUGUUUCCAACCAAUACCACCGGAGCCUAAAGGGACUGAAUGGAAUUUUCCUCCUGUUAUAAUGUUCCCUAGGAGGCUGGUGCAAGGCGGCUCAGUCUAGAAAAAGAGCUGCAGGCUCUGAGGAAAGAGAGUCUUGGGCCUGGACUGAGUGAAGGUGACUAGUCUGUACUACAGAUAUGAGGAAGAUCACUCCUGAAGUAAUCAGUGUGUUUUUUGUUUGUUUGUUUUGUUUUGUUUUGUUUCUGGAAGGGAGGGUAAGUAGGUCCAGAUACUGUGUAGGUAGAGCUCAGCAUUUCAGACCUGGAGGUUACAAGAUGGCGUGGGGAGCUGUGAAAUAGGAAAUCUGGGUGGGUUGUGCAUAGGUGGCAUGUUCCACAGAUCAGGGAGUUGCAGGUGAGUUGGACAGGCGCCUGAGCUGGGGCUGAAGAGGUGGGGUGAGUGAAGCUGCCUGGGGACUCCAGGUAGGUCUGGGCACUCACCCUGAAUACCUCAGACUCCAGUUCACUACCAGAGGAGCCCAGGGACCCCAGUGGACACACAUCCUUGGUCCUUUCUAUCUGUGUCUAUGCUACAGCUUUCCUGUGAGCUUAGACUUUUCUGGGUUACAUUAGGGAGUUAUUUGGGAGCUCAAAGUAGAAAAAGAGUGAUGCAGAGAUGAGAGAGAUGAAAGCAGGAUGUUAAAAGUAUGAUCAAAGGGAUGGGGCCAGCAGUUAGCAUAAUGGCUAUGUCACUGAUCUCCCAUGUAGCUGACCGCAGUUCGAG
Messenger RNA from Tupaia belangeri chinensis (Chinese tree shrew), 3767 nucleotides. It is a transcript of the gene LURAP1, whose product is annotated as leucine rich adaptor protein 1. Gene Ontology annotation, biological process: positive regulation of cytokine production; positive regulation of canonical NF-kappaB signal transduction. The coding region runs from base 83 to 802 and encodes 239 amino acids. Lineage: Eukaryota; Metazoa; Chordata; Mammalia; Scandentia; Tupaiidae. The record is from RefSeq and is a predicted model, not a curated record. The transcript is spliced from 2 exons.